AAGGUUCCAAGGCUGAGGUUCGGAGCUAGUAAAGCUCGGCUAAGGUUCGGAGCCAUAGCAAAGCUGAGCUUCGGUUGAUGUUCAAAUUGCCCUGCUCACUUCACUCACUCCCUAAAACAUGGGAAUGUUUGGAACUCCAUGGACUUAUUAGUGAUCACAAUUCACUAACCCCACCUCUCAAUUCCCAAUUCCCAAUUUUGGGCCGAGUGUCCUCUGAUCCAUCAAUUUCCUCCUCCCCAGUUUGGCUUGUAUUUGACCUCAAGAAAUGGCCCAGAGUAAUUGGGAAGCAGAUAAGAUGCUUGAUGUGUACAUUUACGAUUAUCUAAUGAAGAAGGAAUUGCAUGCCACUGCUAAGUCUUUCAUGACCGAAGGGAAGGUUGCGCCCGAUCCAGUAGCCAUUGAUGCACCUGGAGGGUUUCUUUUUGAAUGGUGGUCUGUCUUCUGGGACAUUUUUAUUGCGAGGACAAACGAUAAACAUUCCGAGUCUGCGGCAGUUUAUAUAGAGGCACAACAAAUUAAAACAAAAGAGCAACAACAGCUGCAAAUGCAGCAGUUGCAACUAAUGCGCCAAGCUCAGUUGCAAAGAAAUCCUACUAAUCCUCCCCUUGGUGGUCCCCUAAAUUCACUAAGUUCUGAAGGAAUGCUUGGGCAAUCUACUACUAGUGCAUUGGCUGCAAAAAUGUAUGAGGAACGUAUGAAACACCCCAAUCAAAUAGAUUCAGAGACAUCCCAACCACUCCUUGAUGCUAGAGUGGCCCUGCUGAAAUCAACAACAAACCAUCCUGGUCAGUUGGUUCAAGGAAACCCUGGUAGUGUUAAUGCGGCAUUACAACAAAUCCAAGCUCGAAGUCAACAGACUGCUGACAUAAAGAGUGAAGUUAACAUGGUUGCCUCUCAGAGAUCUUUGCCUGUGGAUUCUUCAAUUUAUGCACAAGGAAUGAUGCAGCCAAGACCAGGGAUAGGAAAUGCAGGUUUGAACCCAGGAGUCGGUGGUCUUCCAUUAAAGGGAUGGCCAUUAACAGGCAUCGACCAAAUGCGGCCAGGUUUAGGUGCACAAGUUCAAAAACCUUUCUUGCAAGGUGCAACACAGUUUCAGAUCCUCUCACAGCAACAACAACAGCUUUUAGCACAGGUUCAGACACAAGGCAAUGUUGGUAGCACACCUGGCUAUGGAGAUAUGAGGGGAUUGCCCAGGGGAAAUUUAAAUUCUAAAGAUGGCCAAUCUAUCACAAACAAUGGAUCUCUAGGUUCUCCUAUGCAAACAACUUCGCAGAUAAACAUGCCACAGAUGCAACACUCUUCUUCUCAACAACAGGAUCCUUUGCAGCCUCAGCAAGUACAGCAGAAUAACCGCAAAAGGAAAGGGCCUUCAUCCUCUGGAGCUGCUAACAGUACCGGUACAGGAAAUACAGUUGGUCCUUCAUCUAAUUCCCAACCAUCAACUCCAUCCACUCAUACACCUGGAGACGGAAUUGCUAUGGCUGGAAAUUUUCCGAAUCCUAGCAACGUUCCGAAAAGUUUGAUGAUGUAUGGCACGGAUGGAACAGGUGGCCUUGCAUCAUCCACAAAUCAGCUGGAAGACAUUGACCAAUUUGGAGAUGUUGGUUCCCUAGAGGACAAUGUGGAAUCCUUUUUGUCACAUGAUGAUGGAGAUGGAAGGGAUUUGUUUGGUACAUUGAACCGGAACCCUGCACAUUCCACAGAAGCUUCAAAGGAUUUUUCCUUCAAAGAAGUCGGUUCAAUUUGUAAAAGUAGUAGCAAAGUUGUCUGCUGUCACUUCUCUUCAGAUGGAAAAUUAUUGGCCAGUGCUGGACAUGACAAGAAGGUUGUUAUUUGGAAUAUGGAAACACUACAGACUGAAAGCACACCCGAGGAUCACAGCCUGAUAAUUACUGAUGUUCGAUUUAGACCAAAUUCAACUCAGUUGGCAACUUCUUCAUUUGACACAACUGUGCGACUUUGGGAUGCUGCUGAACCAAGCUAUUGUUUACAUACAUAUAAAGGACAUACCUCACAUGUAAGGUCACUUGAUUUCCACCCUAAGAAGACUGACCUUUUCUGCUCAUGUGACACGAACAAUGAGAUUCGCUUUUGGAAUAUUAAUCAGUAUUCGUGCAUUCGUGUUUCUAAGGGAGGUUCUUCACAGGUGAGGUUCCAGCCAAGAAUUGGACAAUUUAUGGCUGCAGCAUCUGGGAAUGUUGUGUCAAUAUUCGAUGCUGAGAGUGAUAGGCAGACACAUUCACUGCAGGGCCACUCCACAGAGGUGCACUCUCUUUGUUGGGAUACAAAUGGAGAUUAUUUGGCUUCAGUCAGUCAAGAGUCAGUCAGAGUGUGGUCAUUAUCCUCUGGGAAGUGCAUUCACGAGCUCAGUUCUAGUGGAAACAUGUUCCAUUCUUGUGUUUUCCAUCCAAGCUACUCCACUCUCUUGGUCAUCGGAGGCUACCAGUCAAUGGAGCUCUGGAACAUGGCUGAGAACAAGUGUAUGACGGUUGCUGCUCAUGACUGUGUAAUAUCAGCUUUGGCACAGUCACCAGUUACAAGGAUGGUCGCUUCAGCCAGUCAUGAUAAAUCCGUUAAAAUCUGGAAAUAAAGAGAAAUAUUUUGUGCAGAUCCCGUGUUAGAUGUCUGCGAUCAUCUCAACUGCAGAGAAAGUCGGAAUAAACUUAAAAACAUAGAAGCUCAUUAUUAUUCUUUUUACAUUUAAUACUUGUUCGUCAGUAUUCAUGUAAUAAGGUGAUGGUUAAAAUUAACGGUGUUCAAAAGCGAUUUAUACAUGUAAUUUCCUUACUUUUUA
Molecule: messenger RNA, 2794 nt
Organism: Rosa rugosa (rugosa rose)
Lineage: Eukaryota; Viridiplantae; Streptophyta; Magnoliopsida; Rosales; Rosaceae
Product: transcriptional corepressor LEUNIG_HOMOLOG
Exons: 19
Coding region: 266-2590 (774 amino acids)
Molecular function (GO): protein binding; transcription corepressor activity
Source: RefSeq, a predicted model, not a curated record